Epithele typhae is the source of this 678-nucleotide messenger RNA. RefSeq lists its product as uncharacterized. The transcript has 4 exons. Lineage: Eukaryota; Fungi; Basidiomycota; Agaricomycetes; Polyporales; Epitheliaceae. Gene Ontology annotation, cellular component: membrane. The record is from RefSeq and is a predicted model, not a curated record. The coding region runs from base 1 to 678 and encodes 225 amino acids.
AUGUCCAAGCACUUCUGCUUCUGCAUCCCCGUCCGCGCUGCGGUCUUCUUCUUCUCCCUCAUCACCUUCCUCGGCUCCGUCCUCACCGCAGGGGUAGGCUGGUACAUCGUCUACCUCGUCAACACCAACCAGCUUGACAAGAUCGAGACCAAUGUUAGCGACCAAGACAAGAAGACGCUUGACGAGCUUGCCUCGAAAUACAAGUGGUCGUUCAUCGUCUUCUCCGUCAUCUUCACCAUCGUCGCUCUCAUGUCCUUCUUCGGCUUCGUCGGCGCCGUCAUCCGCAACCGCCGCAUGGUGAAGGCGUAUUCGUUCAUGACCAUCAUCAUCUUCAUCCUCGACACCGUCGGUCUGGGCUUGUCCAUGUACGCCGUCUUCUCCUCCAAGCCCCUUUGCGUCACCAUCGACGGCACCAAGUCCUGCCUCGAGUCGCAUCUCAGCACGGGCCAGAAGGUCGGCUACAUCGCCUGGACCGUUGUCUGGUGGCUCGUCUCUCUCUACAUCGUCAUCGUCAUCCGCCGCUAUGUCACUCAGCUCGAGGACGAGCGCGAGUACCGCCACGACUUCCGCCUCAACCCCACAUCUGGCGGCACCUACGAGGCCAAGGAGGGUCUUCUCCCCGAGAGCGGCCAUUACCCUUACUCCGACAACCAGCACGCGUUCGGUGCCCGUGCAUAA